This is a messenger RNA of Botrytis cinerea B05.10, 2510 nucleotides long. RefSeq lists its product as hypothetical. The record is from RefSeq and is a predicted model, not a curated record. Lineage: Eukaryota; Fungi; Ascomycota; Leotiomycetes; Helotiales; Sclerotiniaceae. Bases 790 to 1755 code for a protein of 321 amino acids. The transcript is spliced from 2 exons.
GGCUACAUGACAUUUCAUGUUGCCUGCAUCCCAACCCAUCUAAUCAAUCCACGACCGGGAUUCAUCGUAAAUGUUCUCGCUAUCAAAGAGAGGCAAGAAAUGGGUUUAAAGUCCGAAAAAUCACUGUUUAGAUCAGAUACCACCACUCCUUUCCUCUUCUAGAUCAUGCUCAGAUAGAAAUGUCCACAAAACUCCUUUCUUCCCCACUGAUACUUUUUCGAUUCUAUUUGGUUUGUUGAUCUGUUCUCGCCCUUUACGUUGGCUUCUAUCGCUUCCUCUUUCUCUCUCUCUCUCUCUCUCUCUCUCUCUCUUUCACCACUCCCACCGAGACUGAUACUCCCAACCUCCAACAACCGAACGAGUACUUGCGCCGCAACCAUUUCAUCAUCUUGCAUUGCUGCAUGCAUACAAGUUUGACAUAAUACCACAGCGCUCACCUCCACAGGGUUUACGUCGUAUAAGCCUCGUAUUUGAUUUCAUUUGAGCUGUCUCUUGGCUGCUUGGAUCUUCUCUUGGCAUUGUUCGAUCUCGGAAGUGAGGCACACGAGCAUACUCCCGGCUUCUUAUAUAUCAAACACUAUCCGCUUGUAUCCAGCAAGGUAUAUUUGAUUCAGCUCUUGAACCUUUUUUUGCUUGAAUCAUUCGCGGAAUCGGGUUAGUUGGAAAGCGCGCGACUGUUUUCUGGAAAGCUUGUUCAUUUAUUUUUGCAUAUUCGCCAGUUUGGUGAAGAAUUGAAGGGGGAAGGAAAAGAAACAGGCGAACACCAAAAAUUCACUCUCAAAUACCACAAUGCGCCCUCCUACUUUCCUGGGCGCCAUCGCCACCAUAUCCAUUCUCCUUGACUCAUUUGCACACGCGUCACCACGACCAAAUGAAGAACCAUCCGCCUCGGUCGAAAAGAGAGAAUCCUCUUUCCCACCAAAAAUCAAGGCCAAACGCCAUGACACAAAGUACUUUCACGAGCCAGGUGGAAACGAUAUAUUAGGGCACUACGACAUACGCUAUUUCCAAGGAAACCCCGUCACCUAUGAAGAAAAGCAAGAUUCUCUCCAAUAUCUGAUUAAAUCCUAUCUUACCACUUUCCGCGAGAGAAACAUCGAGACAUGGAUUGCGCAUGGGACGUUGCUAGGUUGGUGGUGGAAUGGUAAAAUUAUGCCAUGGGAUUGGGAUCUGGAUACGCAGGUUUCGGCUGCUACGUUGGCUUGGUUGGGAGAAAACAUGAACAUGACAACCCAUAAUUAUACGGGGAGAGCGGAUGAUGGAACGACUAUCACGAGAGAAUAUUUGUUGGAUAUCAAUCCAAAUCAUGUGGAGAGAGUGAGGGGUGACGGCAUGAAUGUCAUUGAUGCGAGAUGGAUCGAUGUAAGGAAUGGGUUGUUCAUUGAUAUCACUGGACUUGCGGAAGUAAACCCUAGUACACAGCCGGGAAUCUGGAGCUGUAAAAACUAUCAUCGUUAUAGGACGAGAGAUAUCUAUCCAUUGAGAGAGACCGAAUUUGAGGGCGUGCCAGCUCUUGUACCAUAUAGUUUUGAUAGGGUACUUACGGAUGAGUAUAGUCCGAGAGCUUUAACGAAGACAUUACAUGAGGGUCACAGAUGGAACCCCGAACAAAAAGAAUGGAUUCCCGAACCCGAAAUUAACAUUCACGAAAGUGGUUUAGAAACCCGAGAUGAAAGCCAUCCACACAUGCCUCGAAGUAUCCAAUCUGGCGGUCGUCGCAAGGCGGGAUUGAGGAAUCUUUUGAACGUUUUGUGAUUCUGAAAAGGCUUUCUGUUCUACGAAAUGAUUUUUCGGAAUCGGGAAACCAGCAGGGAGAGGUCUUUGAAAAAAGAAGGAGGAAAGAAAGAAUAAAGAUAGAAAGAGAAAGGGAUUACAGAUGGAAAUGCAGACGAGGAAAUGAUACCCACACAACCUUUGAACAUGCAGCAUGGUCAACAACAUCACGCGAGCACAUAUUGGCAUUGGCAUUAGCAUUUUCGAUUUCAUACGAAAUGGAGUACUGAGUACUGAGCACUGAGUACUUGCAGGAUAUGAAUGCAAAAGGCAUUUUAAUAGGCGUAAUGGAUUGCGAUUCGUCUUUUUGAGGAUGAUUUUUUUUGUUGUCGUAUAUAUUGGAGAUUUGUCGAUGAGCGGCGGGUGUAUAUCAGAUGAGAUGAGAUGAGACGAGACAAGAUGAGCGGAGACACAUACUCACUCCCAGCGCGGGAUUUCGUGGGUACAUCGGGAUACAAAAUCCACACUGGCCAAUUCCUCAUUCUUGCAUGAAUGGCUAGGUGAAUGGAAACGGUAAUGGAAAUAAUAGGUUGGAAGAGAAGAUAGGCAUGAGAGUAGUGGGGUUCUCUGUCGAGCUAGAAUCAAUGCAUGGGGAGGUCGAUGGUUGAUCUGGAGACUGUGUCUCGUGGGCUUGUAUGUGUGUAGAGGAGAGAUGGAGUGGAUUGUGCAUAUGGAUUGUAUAUGGAUAUCUAGUUAUAUUGUAUACGAAUCAAAUUAUAUUGAACAACAAAAUUAGA